AUGUGUCACACAUCACACAGUACAUUGCUAGAGGCCGUUUCGAAACGGAUAAUAAUUUCUAUCAUCCUAUUCCCUACCGUUAAUGAUAAUUUGUUAAAAAAGUUUGGAGAUACGUCUCUCGGAAAGCUUCAAUUAAACGAGGUUUCAGCAAGAAAAAUUAAUGGGUAUGGGGAUGAUGAAGACAUCCCAUCAAAAAGUCUAUCGCAUAAGGUUCAUCCACAUUUAAGAACUGAAGAAUUAGAUUUUACACCCGCUUGUGCAAUUGAAAGCCGUGAAGCAAUAUCUGCAAUCCAUCGUGCGAAAACACAGAACUGUAAGCAAGAAAUUGUUAACAAGACUUGUCUAAUUCAAAAUAGUAAUUUUUACCCUGUCAAAUUGCCUAACAUGUGUCCGUCAAAUGGUAUGACUUACGGCAAAUAUUUAGGAUGUUAUUUAGAUGAAAAAAAGUUUAGAAUACUUUCGAGUUUCUAUGGUAAUUAUGCUACUACAAAUUCACCUAGUUUGUGUAUAGAAAUAUGUAUUCAAGCUGGAUUUCCAUAUGCUGGAGUGCAGUAUGCUUCAGAAUGCUUUUGUGGCGAUAUGACGCCUCCAUUAUCAGCUAAAUCAAUUGAAUCAUCUUGUGAUAUGAAAUGUCCUGGAGAUGCUUCUAAGAUCUGUGGAGGAUAUUUUGCAAUGAAUAUAUAUGAGACUGGAUUGACAAAGUUUAUCCCGGUUACACCGAAACUGUCCAGUCAUAACAAGGAAUCCAUUCGAAUAGUUUUUCUUUUGACAUUAAAUGGACGAGCUCUCAGGCAGGUCUAUAGAUUAUUAAAUGUUCUCUACAGAAGUCAUCACUAUUUUUAUAUACAUGUUGAUAAACGACAAGAUUACAUGCAUCGCAAGUUAUCGGUUUUGGAACAGCAAUUUCCGAACGUGAGAUUAGCAAGAGAACGUUACGCAACUAUUUGGGGUGGCGCAUCAUUACUAAAAAUGCUUCUAUCAUCAAUGAAAGAUUUCUUUGCAUUAGGCUGGCGAUGGGACUAUGUUAUUAAUUUGAGCGAAAGUGACUUUCCUAUUAAAUCUCUUGAAGAUUUGGAGACGUUUUUGUCAGUGAAUAAAGGUUUAAAUUUUGUCAAGUCACAUGGCCGCGAAGUACAGAGAUUUAUCAAGAAACAGGGUUUGGACAAAACUUUUAUCGAAUGUGAAACACACAUGUGGCGUGUGGGCGAAAGAAAAUUACCACACGGAAUUGUAAUAGAUGGAGGUAGUGAUUGGAUAGCACUGUCUCCGGAAUUCGUAUCGUAUGUUGUUGGGAAACAAGAUGAAUUGCUUAGCGGCUUGGAUAUAAUAUUUGAACAUACAUUAUUACCAGCAGAAUCUUUUUUCCAUACUGUUCUAAGAAAUUCCAAAUUUUGUAAUACAUAUGUAGAUAACAACCUGCAUGUUACCAACUGGAAAAGAAAAUUGGGUUGUAAGUGUCAAUAUAAACAUGUGGUGGAUUGGUGUGGAUGUUCUCCAAACGACUUUAGGACUGAAGAUUGGCCGAGAAUACAAAAUACGCUCAACCGUCAAUUGUUUUUUGCGCGAAAAUUUGAACCUAUAAUUAAUCAAGAAGUAAUAACAAGGGUGGAACAACUCAUAGGAUUAAAUGACCAUUAUCGCGUCCAGAACGUAGAGGGAUAUUGGCAAAACAUAUAUGAUACCCAAGACAUACCUGCUAGUACAGAUGACACGUUACUAUCUCAUGCCGGAAGUAUUUUACGCCACAAUGCUAAGACUUUACUUCAGGAAGGCUGUAAAAUGGAACUUGGUGAUAUUCUAGAAAUUAAUUUAUAUAAAUAUGCUGAUAUCUACAAAGGAAAUUUGAUUUUAUACAAAGCGUCAAUACAUGGUACAGAUGAAUUAUUAGUAGAAACAUGGUAUAAACCAAAACACCAUUUAGAACUAAAUUUCCAGAGUCAGUAUAUUGAUUUAGUUAAAAUGUUUAAAGUUAGUUCAGAAUAUGAUCAAAAGGAGAUGACUUUUAGAAAUUUCGCUAGUAUUUUAGGACCAUUAUCGGAACCAGUUUUGGUUUAUCAGUUUUCUCCGCAAAUGGAUAAACUUAAUACAAACUUUACUAUAAUUUGGCUUGAUCCGUCUGGUGUCAUAGCUGACGUAAGUACUAUUCAUAAAGAAGAAAAUAAUGUGACUAACUUCAUUAAACUAAAUAUAAGGACACCACUUUUGCCAGGGGUGUGGAAAGUAGGUUUACUUGAACAAAACAAUGCGCUCAUAGCUGUUACAAAAUUCCUUGUUACUCCAUUAGAGUAUUUUGCUGGCAGAGAAAUGUCCCAUCAAGAGACUAGUUUAAUUCAUAGCGGGUCGAUGAGUUCUUAUAAAAACUUUUCUUACUUAAAAGACAUAGAUUUUUUGCCAGGAGUAACAGAUAGUUUAUUGCUAAGAGAACUUACUGAGUCAAAUGUUAGGAGAAUAGGUCAGGACCUACGAGAGUGGAUUGACAGUUUAAGUGUUGCAUUUUACGAUGUUUUAGGUUCAUGUGUUAGAAUAUAUAGUAAUAAUUUAAAAGAAAAACUAGUGUGUGGAAAUUACAAGUUUAGUGAAUGUGUUUCAACUGAAUGGAGUUCCCUAUCACCAGACCCAAAAGGUACGAUUGGUAAAAUAAACACACUUACAGGACGCUUAGAUAGAAUAUGA
Messenger RNA from Parnassius apollo (apollo), 2673 nucleotides. The record is from the annotation of a GenBank genome assembly. NCBI's taxonomy places the organism in Eukaryota, Metazoa, Arthropoda, Insecta, Lepidoptera, Papilionidae.